AUGGCUGCAGAUGCGAUCAAGGAUGGAGCGCGACAGUUUGCUGCGGGAGGCUCAGCAGGUUUGGUCGAAGUAUGCCUGAUGCAUCCAUUAGAUUUGAUCAAAACGCGACUACAAGUCGCGCAACAUGACAGAGGGAUGAUGGAUUGCGUGCGGAAAACCUUCAAAAAUGAGGGCUUUCUGGGCUUCUACAAGGGGAUCCUGCCACCAAUCCUUGCUGAGACACCGAAGCGAGCAACGAAGUUCUUCACCUUCGAGCAAUACAAGAAGAUGUUCAGUCAUCCGCAUGUUUCUCCAGCAAUCUCAUUGUCAAUGGCGGGAUUGUUCUGUGGUUUUACAGAGGCGGUCGUCAUCUGUCCGUUUGAAGUUGUCAAAGUAAGACUGCAAGCUGAACGAGGAGUGUCGUUGAUGGAGCAAAAGUCCACUGCAGCAAUGGCCCGGGAUAUCAUAAAGACAGACGGCAUGGGAUUCAAUGGGCUUUACAGAGGUUUCACUGCUACACUUGGUCGCCACGGCGUGUGGAAUAUGUUCUACUUUGGCUUAUACCACAAUCUGAAAAUUAUCAUUCCGGACGCUAAGAAGACGGGAAGAAAUUGCUCAUUGAAGUCUAAACAGUCAAUUUCACUCCAAGCUAAAGUUGGUCGACAAACACUAUUUCAUUUUAGUCUCGGAGCGCUUUACAAGGGCCCUUCUGCCGAAAGUGAUGCGUCUUGGACCAGGCGGGCUAUUACGUUGAUCGUCUACGAAUACGUGUACGACUGGCUGAAUGAUCCAUACGCUAAUUCUGUAAACGAAGAUGGCUGUGUGAAAUUUUUAAUCGGUCGAAAUGGCAGCUAG
Molecule: messenger RNA, 834 nt
Organism: Ostertagia ostertagi
Lineage: Eukaryota; Metazoa; Nematoda; Chromadorea; Rhabditida; Trichostrongylidae
Source: the annotation of a GenBank genome assembly